AUGGGAAUCGUGGCACAUGUUGAGGGCCCUAGUUUGGGUGGGGCAUGCAAAGAUUUGAACACUGAUGUCCAGAUAUGGUCAACGACUAAGAAAUUUUCAAACGAACUUCAGAAAAAUCUCCAUCAAUUCCGUCAAUUAUGCAAUCUCAUUUGUAGGUUCGACAAGGAAAUAAAAUCUCGUCAUCUUUUUUCUCCAACAAUUACCGGUUUCUCCUUGUCCGCUGCCAACGACAUAUCUCGAGAAGAGAUCAAGAAUCCCUCUCGUCUUCUCACUGCGAAGAAAGUCGGGUGCACGUUUGCAUGUGUUGCGAACUUUAAAUCGCACCUGCGCCUCACCGAAAAUCAAUUUUUACAAAACUUGCUUGUCUGCACCAAAUGUUCGGCAUUUCAUCCGACGCCGAGUCCAAGGUCGCUCGGGAAAGGUGAUCAUUGUGUUCGAGAUGAGUUGUUCGAUCCGUUACUCGAUAAAAAUGGUAUGCGGUCACAAUGGCAACUGAGGAAAUUCGUAGAUCCAACCGAGUCAUGA
Messenger RNA from Acaulospora morrowiae, 525 nucleotides. The record is from the annotation of a GenBank genome assembly. Lineage: Eukaryota; Fungi; Glomeromycota; Glomeromycetes; Diversisporales; Acaulosporaceae.